This is a messenger RNA of Xenopus laevis (African clawed frog), 7978 nucleotides long. It is a transcript of the gene hoxc6.L, whose product is annotated as homeobox C6 L homeolog. Lineage: Eukaryota; Metazoa; Chordata; Amphibia; Anura; Pipidae. Gene Ontology annotation, biological process: anterior/posterior pattern specification; regulation of DNA-templated transcription; regulation of transcription by RNA polymerase II. Gene Ontology annotation, molecular function: DNA binding; DNA-binding transcription factor activity, RNA polymerase II-specific; RNA polymerase II cis-regulatory region sequence-specific DNA binding. Bases 6528 to 7256 code for a protein of 242 amino acids. Gene Ontology annotation, cellular component: nucleus. The transcript has 2 exons. The record is from RefSeq and is a predicted model, not a curated record.
AGGCUGCACCCACCCAUUUUUCUUUUAUUUAUUUCCCACCACUCACCUCUCAUAAAGCUGCACAAGGCACACACUUUUAAAUAUAUAUAUACCCAUCUGUGCUUUAUACAUUAAAUCGAGUAUUUCAAAUGAAACCCCUUUUGAAACUGAAUGUAUCUAUCCAGGGUAUCGGUAAUGGGAAUCAGACUUAUGGUCUCAUACACUUAACACUAUGGAUAAACAAGAUUGUCUCCUUUUCUCCUUAAUAUUUUAAUCUACCUGUGGUUUAGUGAAAAAAAGCAUUUCGUCAGCUGAAAAUAUAUUAAAUAUAAUAAAUGACAAUCCCAAGGACUUACAUUGCAUGCAAACACCCCGGGCUAAAUGUGAAACUAUUUCAAUUACAUCUAAGAGGUGUAUACUAAAAUGUUACUGUUUUUAAUAGGCCUGUGUUAUUAUAAUCCUCAAUGAUAUUGUUGGUAAUAAAUUGUUACUAUAGGAUUCUGUCUAUUUUAACAAUAUGACUUUCUUUAUAUGAACCCUGUGCGCGAACAUAAAUAUUCAUAUUAUAUUCGAUUGAAUAUUGUGUCAUAUAUUUGAUUUUUUUCCCCCUUACACUCAGUAAUUUUAUAGAGAUGGUUUAUAUACAAUUUACCAUUUUACUGGCAUAGGAAAAUCAAUGCUUGGUUCUUAAGGUUUCCAUGUGGCUAUACAUUUGUAGAAUGUGCAGUGCUAAACGUUUCAUAGUGUUGGAAUAAACAAGUGGGCUUUUUUUUUAUAAACGUUUUAUAGAUAGAAACCCAAUUUCGCGUUAAAUAUUCUUCCAGUCUAUGAAUAUUUUAUAUCCCCUCAAUCUAUUCGUUCUUUGUGUUGUUCUUGCAGGCCGUAAACCUCUCAAAUGCAAAAAAUAAUCACAUAUUUAUUGGCGUGAAGAAUAAGUUAAUAAGGAAACGAAAGUGUUGCACAUGCCUAGUCACAUUGUGUAUUUAUUGGCCGGAUUCUCCAGCUCUACUUCCUUUGCCUCAAUCCGACUAAUACAUUUACAGCUGUUUGAGCAAUUCUAGAAAUACAGCAACAAAGAUUUCGAGAUAAAAAGUAAUUUUUAUUUGUAUGUAUCUUUAUUUUUUUAUUUCUUUCCAUUUUUAAAAAAAAAUUAGAUCUAGAAUAAGAAAAACAUUUGUCAUGUGCAAGUAAAUUGUAAAGUAUUUUUUUUUUUUACUGUGAGGAUAAAGAGUAUAUGAGGUUUUAUUGUUGUCUUCAUUAGGAAAGUCCACAUAUUGUACGAUGUAAGAUCUAGGGGGGAAAUCAUUACCGUCUGUUGUCUGCAUCUAGUUUCUUGGAAGUAUUUCUUUGCUGAAAUAACUCUUGUCUAAAAUGUUCUCAGCUAUCACCUUAAAAUGUGACCUCAGUUCUAUUGCUUGUGUCUCCUCUAGAGACUUGCCAUAUUGCAAGCUUGUGAAAUUGAAGUCAUUCUGUAAUGCAGCUUGGCUUAGUCCUAAGGGCAUUCCUUUGUUUACUUGUUUAUAUACUGCCACCAAGUGACCAAACGCUGCCAAACCAGCGCAAUCACAUUAAAUUGCCCAGGAAUCGGCUGUUUGGGGAUUUUUUUUAAUUUUUUUUAUUAUUAAAUUCACGUACAAAUGAAGUCCUUGGUGGAUUUCUGGAAAUACUAUUUUUGUAGUGUGAGAAUCCUAAUGAGAAGCAGGUGCUGUGGAGUGUUUGGUGCUGCAGCUACUCCUUUAAAUGUGUGAAUGUGAUCAGUGCUGAGCAGCUUUAUGGCACUGAGGGUAUGCGUGUGCAGCUGCCCAGCUCUUAAAGCAAAUAAUAAAAUCCAAUUCUGUCCCUGCUCGUAGCAAAGAGCUACACACACACACACACACAGCACUAACUCCCCACAAAGCGCUUUAUUUAGGAGGAUCACAAUAUAUUGUCGGGCACAUUUAAGUUUGAAUUCAUUGCGAGAGACAUAAAAAUGAUGUAGCGUUGGAAAUGCUGCAUUUAAUACGUUGGCUGGCCCUGUUAAAAGCAUCCCAUGUAGCCUUCACUUAAGGCAACGCAGUGUUGUUUUAUUGAAUAAAUCUUUCUUGUAAUCGGAUAUGAGACAGUAGCUUUCAACCCUGUAAAUACGAAGAAUGGAACCCCCUUCAGGUUAAUGGCUGUGCAAUGUUUCAUUGUAAGGUUAUGUUUUCAUAUUUAAUAACGCUUUGUCAAUUGCAGUAGUUUGUGUUGCUGAAGCUAAAUAAAGUCAAAGAGGAAGCACUCUGCAGUUGUCAGACUCUCAGGCACGUGCCUAAUAUAGACUGAUGCAAUAUGAUGUAAUACCGAAUGGUACUAUGACGUAAAACCGGCAGCAACCAUGUAUCAUAUAUAUAUGCUACUGAAUAUCUUGUGCAAAUUUAAUGGCAAUGAUUCCAAAUUGCACACAGUCCUCCAUGUAAUGUUUCAGUGGGUGUGCCCUGCGUCCUUGCUGUACGGUUAUGUUGUAGAUUGUCUAAAGAAAAAAAUAACACAUUUAUUUUAUUAGUUUAUUUCAGUACACCUUUCACCCACAGAGGAAAGAAUAAUGGAAAAAUGCAUGAUAUAAUCCUAUAAUUCCCCUGCUCUUGUUAAUUCUCCCGGCAUUGCAAGAUAAAGCUUCUUUGCAAUAAAAAGCCAAUGUUUCACUUGGGCAUACUGAAACAAUUCCAAAUAUACAAUGUAUAAAUAUACAAAUUGGCAGAUUAUUUCUUGUAGAUUAGAGUACAUAUAAGAGAGAAGACUAAAUGAGCUCUUCUCUGCAUCUUAUUACAUACACACAUACAGCAAAGGAAAAACUAGAAGUAUAGCAGAACAGGAGCUGAAAUGUACAUGGUUUUUGCAGUGAAACCGAGGUAUACAAUCCACUGGCACCAAUACAUAAAAAAAAAAAAAGUAAUUAUACUUACUUUAGGAAUGCCAAAACCCUCCUCAUCCCCAUCAUUAUAUUUUAAUGUUGAAAUUCACAAUUUAGUAAGUAAGAAUGUCUCAGUGCAAACCCAGAGCUCCCACAUAUUUACAUACAGAACACAAGAGAAAGAAGUUUCAGUUUAGGAAUCGCGAGCAUAGAGCAUGAACUGCGAAAAACUAGGCAAACUGUAUCUACAAAAAGUUACCAGCACAUUUAUUGCUUAAACUUUUCUUGAGCUCUGUACAAUAGCAGUGGGUUAGGAUUCAUAUAAUAAAACAUAUUCAUACUACCUUUACACGUUGAAUUAAAUUGAAUCAAAAUAAAUAAUAAAUAAUGUUAAUAUCAGAAACCAAUGUACCCCAAGAAACAAAGAAUUUGACUCAUACAUUGCAAGUCCAAAUUGUGGUCUCUGAUCAAUAACAACACAUUCAGCUCUCCAGCAAUACAAUGUGCUGAAUUCUUAAUGGCCCAUUGGCUUGCAUGCUGAUAUCAUACAUAAAUAAAAAGGUAUGGACUCUACUAGGCAUUCAAUCACACAUUUAAAUUAAAAGGCUAAGCAGGAUAGGUACUUUGUAUUUAUAUAUCUGGUGUAUUAUGUCCAGCAGUACCUUGUCUUGUUUAAUCGUGUUAAAUACACCCACACACCGCACAUACAUAUUCCACUUAGAUUUUAUGAGGACAGUUACUGUCUGAUCGCACCAACAUUAGUUCAUGCUGUGAAAGUGAACAUUUAAUGUUACUAAUAAUGUUCUGCACCUAUACCUUUAUUUAUGACAUAAUUCUGGUUUACUGUUUAUAGAAGAGAGAGCAAAUGGCGUUUAGUUCAAAUAAUCAGUGGCAGUUGUUGAGCGAUUUAGAGAUGGGUGCCACUGCUAGUGACAUGCAAGUGCUGAAAUGAACCCUGACUGCUUUGCCACAAGCUUCCCCCUCUCUUUAAAAAAAAAAUAUAUAUAUAUUCCUUGAUGUCGUUUCCUUUGCCUUCAUUAGGAAGGAUAUAGAAAACACGUGUGCACAGGCAAUUGUUUUAUGUGUAUCACUUAAUCAAUCCACUAAUUAGAAAAAUCCAGAGCGUAAUUGUCCAUUCUUCAUGCUCAUUUUUGGAUCAGUUCUACAAAGUGGAGUUAAAGGAAGGAGGGGGGGGGAUUCUUACCUGUAAAUCUUGAAAUAAUAUUCCUGUGUUUGGAUUUGGCGAGUUGCAGCUCUAGGGGGAUAGAGAGCUGAGCACAAGUCAGAGCUCCUGUUAUAAACAUCUGUUCUUUCAAAUUUUGCUGAGCUUACAUAAUUGUAUCAGGAUUCAUUUAAGGACUGUACCUUGCAGGCAAUUACCUCCAUACAGACACACACACACACACACUACUAUAGCUUGUGGCAAAAAGUGGAGGUUCGUGGGGGUGGGGGACUGUUCAGCCAACCUGUAUCUGAUAGGAAAAUUCAACCUCCACUAUAAGAAUAGCUUUAAAACUUAUUUCCCAGUGCUGAAAAUGCACAAUCCAUGGUUUCCUUUUGUUGCUUGAAAUUGCAUGUGCUAGCCGGCUUUCCUCUCCCCAUAAAUCGACUAGUGCUAUAAGCCUUGCCCUUUGCUUAGACUUGUAAUAAAACUGUGAACUUUCCCUGCAAGGCAAGCGCCAUUCUAGCACAGUCUCACUGAAAUCCCUGAAUCUUGGGCACUUACCCUUAAAAUAAUAUCUUCACAAAGUAAUCAAUGGGGGGACAUUCACAUAAAAGUAGAAGCAUAGGCCCCCUAUAUACUUCCCAAUAAAACAGUGCAAUAAACAAGCUGAUCAGCCAGCAAUAAAAUAAAGCAGCCCAAACGAAAUGCAACGUGCAAACACACGCAAAUGCGCACAGACCUCCAGAUUUAUAACAACAAAAAUGACUUAAAUAUAUGGCUGAACCUACCGAUAUGCAUGAGCUUAGACAUAACUAUACGAAUCAGUAGCAUAGCAUAUAUAAUCUGUUCUUUUAUACACCAGUCUCUAUAUACAGUGAGUAAUCCUGUAGAUGCAAACAUUCCAUGUACUGGUCUGGAAUGGAAAAUGUUUGCACAUUCACACAUUCUUAAAAAAAAAAAAGAAAAUGGUAAAUUAAAUAAUCCUAAAUGAAGUAAAGGAGUUAUACCAGUGAUAUCUGUAUAUUGAAAUAAUAUCCCAGUAUCAACAACAUACACACACACCCCAUAAUAUAUAUAUAUAUAUAUCUAUGUCUAUUUAUAUACAUAGAUAUAUAUUAAUUGCUUACUUUCCCAGGAGUGUCCCACACACAGGCUGAGCAAUCUCAAAUGGUCUCUUCUUUAUUUUACUUAAAACUUUUUUUUCUUUCUUUUUUUCUCCCCUUCCUUUUUGUUGUUUACACUCAAGGGAUUUGCUAGUGUGAUACCAGGGCAAUAAACUACCCCUUUUCGUCUGUUCCCAUUUUUAUGGUUUUAUAACCUCUAUUUGGCUUUGAUGCUCACAGGAAAAAGAUCGUAAAAUCCUUCAGCAUCCGGGUUUCUUUGCCAGCCCUAAAAAAAUAAAUAUUGCUUUUUGUAAGUCUUACAAAUAGUGACUUUUAGGAAUUCAUUGUAUCUGAGGGGAGACAAAACCCCUUCUUGCCAACAACAGAAAAUAUAUGUCUGGGUAGUAUAUCUGUGCUCAGUCCCACAAAAUAAACUGCCUGAUAGAAUAAGCUGUUUACUUGUACCUGGAAUUAUUAUAUGUGGGGACUUUGGAGGGGAUCUGACUUUUAUAACAUUAAAUUACCAUGUGAUACUUGUGACUUUGACAUCAUUAUUAGUAAAAUAGCAAAAACAAUAAUAAAUAUAUAAAUAAAUACAGUUGCAUGGGCUGAUUCGUAUUAUUAAUGAUUGCAUUAUUAAGCCCCCCCAGAACAAAAGAUGUUGCUAAUUAUGUCAAUAAGUCAUUUAAUUGUAUACACCUCCAAAUAAAAGCAAUAUCAAACUCUGACUGCGACAUUGCUACUGAAUAAAGUGACGAUUGACUAGAUGCAAAUGAGCAGCGAGUUAAUUGCAGGUCGGUGUUUUCGAGAUUCAGACUGAAGAAGCAGAGAGUUGGGGAAGUGAAUUUGCGUAAUGUUGGGGUAUGUUUGUCCCACAGCCCCCACUGUACUUUCUCAGCUGAUAAUGCUUUAAUAAGUGCUUGUGGUUAUAUAUACAGUUCUGCACACACGUUUAUUGCAUGUGGGGGUGCCCAGGGUCGGCUGCAUAAAUAAAUGGCUGAAAUCACUGCUAAAUUCCACAUGUAAAUUCGAUUCUAUCGGGAACUUUACAUUUCUACUGCGCACAGGGGGGGAAAAAUGCAGAUUUUAUUUAAACUCCGUCGUUCUGACCCCCAAAACACCGAGGAAAUCCCCUCCCCCCCUCUCCCCACACCAAACUAAUUCCCCUCUUUCUAAUUGCGAGUCUCACUUUGAGUGUAUCAUCUACUUUCAACUGGGGAAUCAACACAAGCAAAACCAAUUUUUUCCCUUUCUUGACAUCUCGCCUCCUAUUGGCUCCAAGUGGGUCAGCUGACUUUGUCAUUUUGUCUGUCCUGGAUUGGAGCCGUCCCUAUAACAAUCUAGUUCAGACUACAAACUGGAGACAGAAAUAAAUAUUAAAGAAAUCUUCCAGGCAGGUAAAGGAGAAGAUAUGAAUUCCUAUUUCACUAACCCUUCCUUAUCCUGCCAUUUAGCCAGUGGCCAAGAAGUUCUCCCCAAUGUGGCCCUUAAUUCCACAGCCUAUGACCCAGUUAGGCAUUUUUCCACUUAUGGAGCAGCGGUGGCUCAGAAUAGGAUCUACUCGUCUCCAUUCUAUACCCCGCAAGAUAAUGUUGUGUUUGGCUCCAGCCGGGGCCCCUAUGAGUAUGGAUCCAACGCAUUUUACCAGGACAAGGACAUGCUCACUAGCUGCAGGCAGAACUCAAUGGGACACAACACGCAGAGCUCCCUUGCACAGGAUUUUAGCAGUGAACAAAACAGAGGCAAUGGGCAGGAGCAGAAAGGCAGCAUUCAGAUCUACCCAUGGAUGCAGCGCAUGAACUCCCACAGUGUUUGUCUUGUGUCUGAAUCCCUAGGCGUGGGCUAUGGGACGGACAGGAGGAGAGGACGCCAGAUCUAUUCCCGUUACCAAACUCUGGAGCUGGAGAAAGAAUUUCACUUCAAUCGCUACCUGACCCGGCGCAGGAGGAUCGAGAUCGCCAAUGCACUUUGUCUGACAGAGCGGCAGAUCAAAAUCUGGUUCCAGAACAGGAGGAUGAAAUGGAAAAAGGAGAGCAACCUCACAUCGACCCUGUCUGGGGGCACUGGGGCAGCGGCUGACAGUUUAGCCGGGGGCAAGGAGGAAAAGCGAGAGGACUCAGAGGGACAAGGCAAAGAGUGAAUGGAGAGACACCCCACUAAGGCUUCCUCUUCCCCCCUGCGCAAGUCUGCUCCCCUCCUCCUUUAAGCUGGCACAAUUGAUUUGGUUGGGCUGCAUUAAAAACAAACAGAUAUUUCUACCCACAUUUAUCCAGAGCCAGACGUGGACUAUUCAUUCAGGGGCUGCCUCCCUGCCAUGUACUAGACUUGGCUAUUGCCUCCUCUCAGUCUCUGUGUUAUUCCUGGAACUCUGAAUAAAAGACUGGGUUCCACAGCCACACAUUUCCUUGUAUAGAAACAUUGCCUGCAAACUAAAGGGACAGACCCCGACAGACUUUGCCUGCGCGUGUGUUUGGGACUAUGGACCUGGCACAAUUUUAAUGUCAAGAAAUUCCAAGCUGCUCCCAAGUUCUCCUCCGUCCCCUUCACCCUUUAAGCUGCGGCCAAGUGAAAUCUAGCAUUCCAUUGUGCACAAAGUCCUGACUGUAUCUAAAGCCACACUCUCUGGGCCAUCAUCUUCCAUGCUCCAUACUGUGACAGUUACCCUGUGAACCUCAGUUUUUAGCCAUUGUGUCCGUGGUAUCAGUAUUUUAUUUAUGGUAGCGCUGCAGUGUUCAUUUGUAGUCAGUAAAUGAAGUCUCAUAGCAGUAGAAAUGGUUACAUCUUGUGUUUCACUAUUAUGUAUAAAGUUCACGUCCUAUGGACAAAGUGUUGAGUAUUUAAUAAAACUGAUAUUAUUUUUAA